AGAUGUGCUGAGACGAUUCCGGAGAGGAGAAGAGACGAUGGAAGAACGAUUGGAAAACAUCCGAAGGGUUCCCCGUCACCCCGCCACCACUUUGGUCCCCUCAGCACAUCGGCCACCUAUUCUAUUGCUGCUAUUGCUACGAGUGCUGCUGCUGACAGAUUUUAUGGUCCUUGCUGGUCCCACCGAUCGGGUGGUGGUCGGUGAGAGUGUGGACCUGAUUGUUUCGCAUGGACGACAGACUGAACAACGAUUGUUUGGCUCAUUUUCACCAGCUGGGCUCAAUUAUGAAGUACAAGGAGAUGUUGUUCAGGUGUCAUCUUUCCGAGCCUGUGACGCUCGACGAAAAGGCCUCGACCGAACACUAUUCGGACAUGUUGCGGUCGUUUUCGUUGACGAAGUGCAGCCAUUCCUGACGGGAUGCGUGGCGUUGGAUAAUCAGGCUCGAUUUGCUGAAAAAUCUGGAGCACUAGCGCUUGUGGUCGGACCUGCUUCAAGAAUCCAACGAAAUCGCAAACCGCUAAAGGUUCGAGCUUCCAAGAUCCCUGUUAUUGUGCUGGACGACCAAGAAACCCAGCGGUUACGAAACCAACUUGCUGAAGCUGAACGAAGUGCUGCUGUGGCUCAUCUCCGACUAGAUUUUAUCGAUACAAAACCGCCUCAUGUGCUGAAGUUACAGGUUUUCCGCCCAAGCCUUCUCAACCUUUCGCUUAUCGGCUUGCUUGUCGUUCUGGUCCUGUUCAUCACCUUACUGGUUUUUGUAAAAAUACGGUGGCGACCUACAGUACAUCGAGAUCUUUGGCUUAGGACCUUAGCUAGAGCUGCAGUCGGAAAGAUGGAAAUUAGAAAAUUCCAGAAGGAACCUUCACGACAGCGUCGACGACCAUUUGCACGAUUACGACGAGUACGAUCAACAUAUCUGCCAGUUUUUGGAUCAUUAACCUCUGUAGCUAAUACUGCCAGCUCCCAGGAGCGUUGCUCGAUUUGUCUUGAUGAAUAUGCGGAAGGUACAGAACUUCGGGUAUUGUUCUGUGGCCACGAGUUCCAUCCCAAAUGUGUUGAUCCUUGGCUUCUAUCCAACCGACGAUGUCCAUUAUGUCAAUUUGAUGUGGUCUACAAACAGUAUCCCAAAAUGGAACCACCCUCGAAAUGUCGACAGACACCUCCAUCCACUGACAACUCCCCAUUGGAACCGUUAUUGUUAUCAUCGGCACCAAUAAUGGAGUCGCCACGGAUGGCUAGAGAUCCAUCCGGAGCGGAGCAAGUACCACGAUCCUCGCAGGACCCACUUCAGGUCGUACGAGAUGUAGCGGCAGGUCGUGGAAGGAGGGUAACUUCAAGAGCCCGGUCGUUGCCCAGGAGGCGUCCACUUCGACCACGGGAACAUGUGGAAACAGCCGUGAGGCUUGGAGGCUAUUCUUCAGAUGUCUCAUCGCGCUAACCACGCCCACAUUACUCGCUCCGCCCAUGCCACACAUGCCCAAUCUACUCACUUCCGGUUCUAUUGAUCAGUAUUUCACAACGGGUUACAGCACCUCGAUUCCUGGGUAGCUCUUUCUUACAUGCAAAUAAUCAUAUUGUCGUCAUUGUCGCCACUAUUUCCGUAACCGCGGUCAG
Messenger RNA from Cylicocyclus nassatus, 1614 nucleotides. NCBI's taxonomy places the organism in Eukaryota, Metazoa, Nematoda, Chromadorea, Rhabditida, Strongylidae. The record is from the annotation of a GenBank genome assembly.